CGAGAUAUCCCACAUAUCUAAUGGCGCUCGCCCUUGCAGGGCCAAGCCAGUUUAUUGGCAGCGCUCAACCCUUUCUACAGAACUUGACUUCGCUCAUUCAUUCCAUUCCUCGUCCAACUGCUGUAACCUCGACAGCACCGAAGCAGUCGCAGCUGAGCAUCGCAGCACCUUUCCAACAUUUCGUUCCUGCUGUAGCAGAGGUCCUGUGCACGCUGCCUGCGGCGAUUCCUAGACCGACUCAUUUGCAACACAUCGGUUCCGCCAAUCUUCAUUCAUUCCGAGCACCUACCGCAACAUCUGUACUUCUAGCAGCACCCCUUCGACUAAGUCGUACUGUUCCCCAGCGGCGAGCAUACUCAACACGGUCGUCUUUCUCGCCACUUCUUCAUGUCAUAAAGCCAGCACCGUCAGGACCGGGUGCAGUGCGGCGCCAGAUUCAGCAAGUGAGACCGAUCACCUGGUUUCCCAAAGCGAAACCAACACUGGAACCCCUGGUUGUAGCGAGGAUCGGUCGAGCCGAGGCAGACGCCAAUGCAAAUCCCGAUGAUGUCAACAAGCAAGUUGCGCUCUUUCGAGAGCUUGUGGCCCAUGGUGGUAAGGAUGGAUGCGAGAGAGUCAUUGCGCGAUGGGAGAGAACAUGCCAAUUUAGCCCUCAGAGUCCCCUCAUCAAAUCUGACGCUGCCUUCUCGGUGUACUGCAGUGCACUCACAAAUUCUGGCGCCGCUGCAUCUGUGAUGCCAGCUGCGGUACGACGUGAACAGCUCCUGAAGACUCCUGUGCCAGUUGAGGCCGAGGUUGUACCGUCCACACCUGAGUCAUCGAGUGAGGUCAUCGCUAAGAACAUCUUGGCUACCCCGAAGAAUGCGCAGCCAACAAUGUGGGGUACAACACCUAUCGAGGCAACUCCUGCUGCUGCGACAGCACCACAACCCGCUGUUGUCAGCACGGUUGGCAAUAGUACCGCGGAACAGAUGGCUGCGGCUGUGGGUUCUGGCGCCGGCAUCAAAGGAAAUCCGAUACAUGUUGUUAUGGAGGAACCGAGAGGGGCCAUGUUCUGGAAGUUCAUGCGAUUCGUUGGCAUCACUGUGCUCUACGGCUUCAUCCUCCUAACUGUGUUGGGUCUUGUCCUGGAGAACUCGGGUCUUAUGAAAGCAGGUCCCCGCCAGACAGAAUUCGAGCCUACUCCGGGAAAGACUGUGACUUUCGGCGAUGUCCAUGGUGUUGAUGAAGCAAAGGAUGAGCUGCAAGAAAUCGUCGAAUUCUUGAAGGAUCCAGGGAAGUUUUCUACCCUUGGUGGGCGACUUCCGAAGGGUGUACUGCUCACUGGCCCUCCCGGGACUGGCAAAACCUUGCUAGCACGUGCAGUAGCAGGGGAGGCGGGUGUUCCAUUCUUCUUUGCAUCUGGUGCUGAAUUUGAUGAAAUGUUCGUUGGUGUUGGUGCAAAGCGCAUUCGCGAUUUGUUUGCUGCAGCGCGGAAGAAGCAACCUGCCAUCAUCUUCAUCGAUGAACUGGAUGCUAUCGGAGGCAAGCGUAGCCCAAGAGAUCAGCAUUACAUGAAGCAGACCCUCAACCAGCUUCUUGUUGAGCUUGACGGGUUCAGUCAGACCGAGGGUGUCAUUGUUAUCGCUGCCACGAACUUCCCGGAAACGCUGGAUCACGCCCUUGUUCGCCCUGGGCGGUUCGAUCGUCAUGUUGCUGUCCCUCUACCGGAUAUCAAGGGCCGCGUGCAGAUCCUGAAGCACCACAUGCGUGAAGUCACCGCGGACAUCGAUGUCGAUGCCGCCAUCAUCGCUCGCGGUACUCCAGGCUUCUCAGGCGCCGAUCUCCAGAACAUGGUUAAUCAGGCUGCAAUCCAAGCAUCUCGGGAGGGAGCAAAGAGCGUGACCUUGAAGCAUUUUGAAUGGGCCAAGGACAAGAUCUUGAUGGGAUCUGAGCGCAAGAGCGCAUAUAUGCCGGAAGACGUGAAGAAGCUCACCGCCUAUCAUGAGGGCGGUCAUGCACUGGUUGCACUUUACACUCAGGGAGCCAUGCCCUUGCACAAGGUGACUUGCGUACCCCGAGGGCACGCGCUCGGUCUUACGCUCCAACUCCCCGAUAAUGACCGGCAAUCUGUAUCGUUUAAAGAAUUCCUCGCAGAGAUCGAUGUUUGUAUGGGUGGCCGCGUUGCCGAGGAGCUGAUAUUCGGCAAGGAGAACGUGACUUCCGGCGCGCGGUCUGAUCUGCAACACGCCAGUCGUACAGCGUCUAAUAUGGUCAAGCACUACGGAUACUCAGACAAAGUCGGCCUAGUGUAUCACUCAGACAAUGAUUCGUAUGCCAGUCCCGAGAAGAAAAAUUUGAUCGAGAUGGAGGUUCAGAGGUUCCUUGACGAAGGGCACAAGCGGGCGAAGGAGUUGUUAAAGUUGCACGAAGUCGAGUUGCACAGGUUGGCCGAGGCGUUGGUGAAGUACGAGACAUUAGAUCUGGAAGAGGUAAAGAAAGUGAUCAAAGGCGAGGAUAUCCGAAUAGGCGAGAACCUAGCCACUCUCUAGCAUGCAAUGGUAUAGUCCUUUGUUGUGUUCAUGAAUUUGUCAGUUG
Messenger RNA from Dacryopinax primogenitus, 2577 nucleotides. Its product is annotated as ATP-dependent metallopeptidase Hfl. The record is from RefSeq and is a predicted model, not a curated record. Gene Ontology annotation, molecular function: ATP-dependent peptidase activity; ATP hydrolysis activity; metalloendopeptidase activity. The transcript is spliced from 9 exons. Gene Ontology annotation, cellular component: mitochondrial inner membrane. NCBI's taxonomy places the organism in Eukaryota, Fungi, Basidiomycota, Dacrymycetes, Dacrymycetales, Dacrymycetaceae. Gene Ontology annotation, biological process: mitochondrion organization; protein quality control for misfolded or incompletely synthesized proteins. The coding region runs from base 21 to 2531 and encodes 836 amino acids.